This is a messenger RNA of Mauremys reevesii (Reeves's turtle), 7030 nucleotides long. RefSeq names its product proline rich 12 (gene PRR12). The record is from RefSeq and is a predicted model, not a curated record. NCBI's taxonomy places the organism in Eukaryota, Metazoa, Chordata, Testudines, Geoemydidae.
GCCGCGCGCCCCGCCCCGCCCCCCCCCCCGCCGGCCCCAUGGACAGGAACUACCCCAGCGCCGGCUUCGGGGACCCGCUGGGCGCCGGCCCGGGAUGGAGCUACGAGCGCUCGGCCAAGGCCAGCCUGGUGUAUGGUGGGUCCCGGACGUCCCAUCCCGACACAGACAUUCUGCACCGCCAGGCCUACGCCGCCCCUCACCCCCUGCAGGGCUAUGCCACGAACCACCACCCCGCAGGUCUCUCGGGGCUCUUCGAGACGGGACUCCAUCAUGCCAGCAGCGCCACCCCCGAUGCCUCCGUCAUGAACCUCAUCUCGGCGCUGGAGUCGCGGGCCCCCCAGCCCGGCCCCUCGGCCUCCUCGCUGCUCUCCCAGUUCCGCACCCCCUCCUGGCAGACAGCCAUGCACACUCCGGCCCCGGCUGAGCUCUUCAUCUCGGGCGCCAUCCCCGGCUCGGGCACCUUCCCGUCGUCCUCGGCGCUGUCGGCCUACCAGCACCCGGCCUCCUUCAGCGGGCGCAGCUUCCCGGUCACCUCCUCGCUCAGCCUGCAGGACGCGGCCUUCAGCCCCAGCUCCAACGGGCUCCUGUCCCCGCACGACCCGCUGCUGCACAUCAAGUCCUCCCAGGCCAGCGUCCCCUCCUCCCUCAGCUUCGACCGGCUGGGCAGCGCCGUGCUGGGCACCGGGCUGCCCUCCCAGAGCUCAGCCUACCGCAGCGCCCAGGAGUCGGCCUCCCGCCACCUGCCCUCCCAGUUCAACCUGCUCUCGUCCUCCCUGGGGCCCCCCUCGGACCAGUCCUCGCAGCUCUACAACACCUCGGUCUUCUCCAGCUCGCCCGCCGCCUCCAUGGAGCGGGCCAUCCCCCGGCAGGACAGCGUCAUCAAGCACUACCAGCGCCCCUCCAGCGCCCAGCCGCAGCUGCCCGCGGCCCACUCCCUGCAGCACUACCUGAGCUGCGGGGGCAGCUACCAGCAGAUGUCCCACCGCGCCGGCCUCUCCUGCAGCCCGCUGGGCGAGCCCUCGCCCGCCGGCUCCGAGGGCUCCCAGAAGCCGCCGCAGGCCCCCCGCCAGGAGCCCGGGCAGAGCUACCGGCCCAUCAUCCAGUCGCCCGGCUACUCGGGCGCGGCCGCCGGCGGCUCCUCGAAAUCCAAGAGCUACUCGGCCUCCCGCCAGACCCCCCGCUCCACCGCCACCCCCAAGUGCCAAAGCAGCUUCUCCGUCUCCGUCGCCAAGCCCAGCUCGGUCAUCGCCAGCCAGUCCCAGGCCUACUCGCCCGGCCAGCCCCAGAGCCUCCUGUCCAUGAGCCAGCCCCAGAGCUACGCCGUCAGCCAGCCCCAGAGCCUCUCCUCCGUCAGCCAGGCCUCCCAGUUCAGCGGCAGCCAGGCGCAGGACCUGACCAGCGUCAGCAAGGCCCAGAGCUACGGCCCGGGGCAGAGCCAGCCGGGCGGGCAGGGCGGGCAGGCCGGGCAGGGGCUGCAGCCCUGCGUGAGUCAGAGCCAGGCCUUCUCUCCGGAGCAGCUGCAGGGGCUGUCGACGGUGGGUUACAGCGUCCAGGCCGAGCCCCACGUCUCGGUGAGCCAGACGCCCAGCUACGGGCCGGCCCACUCCCAGGGCAUGCCCACCGCCAGCCCCUCGCUGAGCUACAGCACCGGUCACUCGCCCGCCAUGCCCAGCCACCCGCAGCCCAUCGGCUACGCCCACGGGCAGAGCCUCCCCGACUCCAGCCCCUCGCAGAUCGGCCGGCCCCUGCAGUCGCCCACGGCCGCCCGGCCCCAGAGCGUGAACUCGCCCGGGCAGUCCCAGAAAUACCUGACGUCGGUGCUGUCGCCUUCCUUCAUGCAGCCGGCGCACGGGCAGAGCUACCCAGGCGUGGAGCGGGCGGCCUCCUACGGCAAGGCCAAGGCCGAGUCGGACCUGCUGGCGGCCGAGCGGGCGGAGGACGAGGAUUUCCUCAUCCAGCACCUGCUGCAGUCCCAGACGCCGCCCCCCCGGGGGCCGGCCGAGGGGCUCGUGCAGUGCGAGGAGCGGGGGGCCAAGGGGCUGGCGUACGGGGGGCUCAGCAAGUCGGAGGAGCGCUACCACCUGCAGAGCGUCAUCCGCACCAACUCCAACCUGGACAGCCAGGGCCUGGAGCUGUCGCUGCAGGGCCUGAAGGAGAAGAAGAAAGGGGAGCGGCCCCACGCCCGCUCCACCCCAGAAGCGCUCGCCACCUCCGUGGUGCAUUACACCCACCAGGCCGGCUCCCUGGACAGCUACGCCCAGGACAUGAAGAAGUCGGUGGAGCAGCUGCAGGCCGGGCCCAAGGACCUGGCCCAGGCCCACUCCUACCUGCAGAAGACCCCCGAGCACGGCCCCCAGCCCCACCGCAUGGUGGGCGAGCCCCCGCCCAUGGAGCUGCUGCCCGGCCAGCAGGGGGCGCCGCUGCUGCUGGACUCGUCCCCCGACCUGCCCCAGCUCUCCCUGCCCCCCCAGCAGCAGCAGCAGCAGCAGUCGCAGUCCCAGCUGCUGCAGUCGGUGCUGACGCACACCCAGAGCCAGCUGCAUCCCCGGGCCAAGGUGCACCUGCUGGAGCCGCAGCGCCUGCACCCGCCCGAGCCCCCCUCGCCCCAGCUCCAGCUGCAGGCUCUGGAAGCUCACCUGCACCAAGCCCACGUCCGCUCGCAGGGCCUGGACCCCCAGCCGUCGCCCCAGCUCCAGGGCCAGCUGCAGGCCGAGAACAUGGAGGUGCUGGGCCAGUCCCAGGAGAUCCAGGACUUCCUGGAGCCCGACCUGAGCCUGGAGUCCCACCUGGGCCAGGGCGGGGCCGGCCUGGAGCCCGACUCCUCCCAGCAGGUGCCCCAGGCCCAGCUGGAGGCCAAGGACCAGUUUGAGAGCCCCAGCCCGCAGGGCUCCAAGCAGCGCUUCGUGCCCCUCACCUCCAUCUGCUUCCCCGACUCGCUGCUGCAGGACGAGGACCGCAGCUUCUUCCCCGGCAUGGAGGACAUGUUCGGGCCGGGGGCCUGCGGCCCCGACGACUUCCCCAAGCCGGGCUGCGGGGAGGACGAGCCGCCCAGCCUGGAGCGGGCCGAGGGCCUGAAGGGGGGGGCCGGCGGCUACGACAUGCUGCCGGCCGGCCAGGGCUACCAGGGCUACUGCCCCGGCGAGGGUGGGGACGGCUCCCACCUGGCCAUGGAGCCGGUCAAACACGAGCUGCCCUCCACCGUCAACGCCGAGCCGCUGGGGCUGAUCCAGGCGGGCCACGGCGGGCCGGAGGGGGCGGCCAAGCCGGGCCUGACCUCGCCCAUCUUCUGCUCGUCCAAGCCCAAGAAGCUGCUGAAGACGACCUCCUUCCACCUGCUGAAGAAGCGGGAGCCCCCGUUCCAGCCCCCCAAGAAGGCCUACGCCCAGGAGUACGAGUUCCAGGACGACGAGGACAAGGCCGACGUGCCGGCCGACAUCCGCCUCAACAGCCGGCGCCUGCCCGACCUGCUGCCCGACCUCAUCUCCAGCUGCCGGGCCCGGCCCAGCCUCAGCCCCAUGGGCGACAUCGACUUCUGCCCCCACCACAGCGCCGCCGACGGCCCCAAGAAGCGGGGCCGCAAGCCCACCAAGCCCAAGCGGGACGGGCCCCCCCGGCCCCGCGGCCGGCCCCGCAUCCGGCCCCUGGCCGAGCCCCACGGCGUCCUGCCCCCCGACGGCGCCAAGAAGCCCCGGGGCAGGGGGCGGGGGCGGGGCAAGAAGGGGGGCGAGGAGGGGGGCGAAGGAGGGGCCGGCGCCGAGCCCCUCACGCCGCUCAAGAUCAAGCUGGCGGUGCCCAAGGGCGGCGAGGGGGCCCCGGCAGAGCCGCCCCCCCCCGGGCCGGUGCCCCCCGAGCCGGGGCUGGACAGCAGCCAGACGCGGGAGAAGAUCAAGGCGAAGAUCCGGGAGGUGGAGGAGAAGCAGCCGGAGAUGAAGUCGGGUUUCAUGGCUUCCUUCCUGGACUUCCUCAAGUCGGGCAAGCGGCAGCAGCUGCCCACGGCCGCCGCCAGCCCCCCCAAGACCCCGCGGCCCCCCGCGGCCCAGCCCCCCUUCGGCCUGGCGCCCCCCCUGCUGCCGGGGGCGCUGGACGGGGCCGAGGGCGACGGGCUAGUCAUGAGCUGCACCAGCCCCUGCAAGCGGCUGGACGAGGAGCUGAAACGCAACCUGGAGACGCUGCCCUCGUUCUCCUCCGACGAGGAGGACUCGGUGGGCAAGAACCAGGACCUGCAGAAGAGCAUCUCGUCCGCCAUCUCCGCCCUGGACGACCCGGCCGAGCGCAAGGAGGGCGACGGGGCCGAUGCCCCCAUGGUGGAGGAGAAGCCGCCCAGCCCGGCCCCCUCUGAGGCCUCCCAGCUGGAGCCCCCCCCAGCCACCUCCCCGGCCUCGCCCCCCGAGCCCCCCCCGCCGCCCCCCGAGGGGCCCCCGGCCCAGGCCUCCCCCGAGCUGGAGGAGCCGGAGGACGCGCGCCCGCACCUGGCCAAGAAGCAGGAGACGGCGGCCGUGUGCGGCGAGACGGACGAGGAGGAGGCAGAGAGCGGGGGGGAGGGGAUCUUCCGGGAACGCGAUGAGUUCGUCAUCCGCGUGGAGGACAUCCAGGCCCUCAAGCUGGCGUUGCAGACGGGCCGGGAGCCGCCCCCAAUCUGGCGGGUGCAGAAAGCCCUGCUGCAGAAAUUCACCCCCGAGAUCAAGGACGGGCAGCGGCAGUUCUGUGCCACCAGCAACUACCUGGGCUAUUUCGGGGACGCCAAGAACCGCUACCAGCGUCUCUACGUGAAGUUCCUGGAGAACAUCAACAAGAAAGAUUACGUGCGCGUCUGCUCCAAGAAGCCUUGGCACCGGCCGCUGCAGGCCGUGAGGAGGCAAAACCAGCCCAAGACUUCAGGCCCCAAGGUCCCAGCCCCACCCAAGGCCGAGAAGCAGCCGGAGGCGUCGGAGCGGGCGGAGAUGCCGGAGAAGGGCCCCAAGCCGGAGAAGGGUCCCAAGCCGGAGAAGGGCCCUAAGCCGGAGAAGGUGGAGCGGGCCCCCAAGCUGGACAAGCCCCCCAAGGCGGAGCGGGCCGAGAAGCCGCCCCGGGCGGACAAGCCGGCCAAGGCUGACAAGGCCCCCAAAGCGGAGAAGACGGAGCCCCCGGCGCCCGCCCCCCCUAAGGCUGCUCCGGCCGGCGCCCCCAAGCCCAAACCCAAACCCGCCAAGGUGAAGGCGGAGCCGCCCCCGAAGAAGAGGAAAAAAUGGCUGAAGGAGGCUGCGUCCUCCUCGGACUCGGAGUCCAGCCCGGACCAGCAGAGCGAGGAGGAGCGGGUGCCGGUGGGCCGGGUGUUGUACACGCGGGCGAUGAAGGAGAUGUACCGGAGCUACGUGGAGAUGCUGGUCAGCACGGCCCUCGACCCCGACAUGAUCCAAGCCCUCGAGGACACCAACGACGAGCUGUACCUGCCCCCCAUGCGCAAAAUCGACGGGAUCCUGAACGACCACAAGAAGAAAGUCCUGAAACGGGUGUCGCUGCACCCGGCGCUGCAGGAGGCGCUGCAGACCUUCCAGCUGCAGGCGGAGCCGGGCGAGGCGCAGGUGAGGCUGCGAACCAAGGGGCCGCCCUACAACCGCAAGACCCUCAACAAGCUGAAGAAGAGCGUGUCCAAGCCCCAGGAGUUCAAGGUCGACGUGGAAAAGUCGUUUUUCUUCACCCUGUACCAUUCCCUCCAUCACUACAAAUACCACACGUUCCUGCGCUGCAAGGACGAGACGUCGGCCAUCGAGGGGCAGGACGCGGACCUGGGGCAGGAGGAGGUCGUCCAGCAGUGCAUGCGGAACCAGCCCUGGCUGGAAAAGCUCUUCGACUCCUUCAGCGACCUCCUGACACAAGCCCAGACCAAGUGCGCGUGACCCCCCCCCCCCCGCGGCACAGGCCCCGCCCCCCAGGCCGGGCUGGGGAGGGCUCUGGACCGAGGAUGGGGGGGUGUUGGGGGUCCGCUCCCCACCCGCCAUCUGCGGUGGUGAUCUCCAGCACAGACCCCCCCACACACACCGUGGCUUGGGGUGGCCCUGGCCCUGAGCGGGGGGGGGGGGGGCGGCUCUGGGGUCGGUGGACCUGCCCCCCCCGGUUCCCCCUCCCGUACAGAGAAAUUUUAUUUAUAUAUAUAUGUAUAAAUGUCUAUUUAGCAGCUUCCUUUCUCUGUAUGGGGGUGGGGGGAGCCCCCCCACGGCCGGGGAAGCCGUGAGAGAAGGGGGGGGGCUGAUGGCUUAGGUAGCCAGGACUCCUGGGUUCAAGCCCCAGCUCUGGGAGGGGAACAGAAUCGGGGGGGGAGCCCGGACUCCUGGGUUCCAUGCUCAGCACACCCACCUUGUCCCCUCGGUCCCCCGCUCCUGCCCCCCCUCCCCCCGCAGCCGGGUAACGAUGGGGGGCUAUGAAGUAUUAUUGCUCCCCCGCCCCCCCCCAUGGCAUGGCCAGGCCACCCCCCCCCCCCGUGCGGUGGUUUGGUUCCCCACUCAGAGCUAUUUAUUGCCAAGCCCAGGGGAGGGGAGCCAGCCCCCCCCCCCAGAGCAUAGCCCCCCAUCUGUGUCUGGGGGGGUCUCACGGGGGGGGCAGCCACUGACUCCGUGCGCUUCCCCCGGUCGGGUGGGGGCAGAUUCCCUGUCCCCCCCCCCAAGACUAUUUAAUCCUUCUCUUAGGCCGUGUUUGGGGGGGCCGGGGGGGCGGCGGUUGUUAUUUUUGUCGUUGUGUGUUUUUUGUUUUGUUUUUUUAUCAGCGGAUUUUCUUGUACAUAAUGUAUAGGGUCAAAGUCUAUGUAUCAUAUUGUAUUUGGCUAACGGACACCCCCGCGGAGCCCCCCCGCCCCCCCUUAGCUGUGAAAUUCUUCGGCUUGGAUCAACUUCGAAGGAGGCCGGGGGGGGGGGGUCUGAGUUUUGGGGCAUCAUUAUUAUAAUUAUAUAGACAAUUUGGGGAGGGGGUGGGCCCCAAUUUCCCCCCCCCCCCAGGCCAAUCUGAAUUUUUUAACCCUGGAUACAAAAUCCAGCCGAGAUUAGGGGGAUUUGGUCAG